AGCCAUGGUUGUCCGAAGUAUUUAGUUAUUAUUACUAAAAGCUCUGCACUGAAGGUAUAUAGGCAGGAUGGUUAGUAACCUAAUGAAGAAGUAUGUGGGUUUAGUAGUACUGCUAAUUUGCGCAAUACUGGCUCUUAAAGAGAUUGCUCAGUUCGUCAGUCCCCCCUGCAUCAACUCUCUCAACUUCACUCUCACCACUAUCAACACAGAGCGAUCCAGCCGGAGACAAGAUCACAUGAAGAUACCCUCAGAAGUUAUUAUAAAAUUAGACGGUAAAGCUAAACCGCAGCCGCUGAGCGCUGUUGCCAACCAAUACAGUGACACUUUCACAGGAAACAGGUUAAAGAUCUGGUUUGGUGGUCGCUGUAUUGAUGCAGAUGAUGACAAUAAAGAACUUACAGUUGCCCACUGCAAUCCUGACUGGGAACAAACCUUUAGUUUAACGGCGGAGGGUAAACUGAUUCACGACCCGUCGGGAAAGUGUGCCGCUCUCAAUAAAAAUAAACUUUAUUCACUAAAUUUAGUGGAUUGCGAAGAGGGUAUGAUAUUCAACCUGUUUAAUAACUCCUUCAUCAGAAGUGAUAUAGGUGGCAGGACAAUGUGCAUCUCUCCUACAGUCCAGACAGAUAUCCGCCAAUCUAAUAGAUUCACCUGUUUGAAUGUCCCUGUUGCUUUGACGCCAUGUCACGAAGAGGAUUCACGAAUAGAGCUUAUCGAGGAAUCAUUUUUCUUGUCGGAGAGAAAAACUUUCAAAGACACAGUCGCCCCGUCAACCGGGUCAUGCACUUUUAAAGCAUGCGGACUGAACCCCCCUGUCAAAGCAGUGGAGAUGUUAAAACCUCUCUUUUCCAUCAGAUGUAAGAAAGUGUUUGAUUGUGUAACCGUGGUAACAAAGACAGCGAGAAGACCUUACCUUGUCAUGAGGCUUGCUAAAUCUAUCAGGGACAAAAAAGGAUAUGAUCUAAGGAUAAUAGCAUAUGACGAUGGUCCUAACGACUACCCAAAAGAAGUUUGGGAUGAUAUGAAAGAGUACCCCUUCCUUCAGUAUAUGAUAGGGGAGAGUGAUGAUAUGGGCAUCUCACUAGGCAGGAACUUGGCUCUCAAGAUGGUAAAAACUAAGUAUUUCCUCCUGGUGGAUGACGAUCAUGUAUUCAACGAUAAGUCUAAUCUUGACAAGAUGAUAGAGAUACUCGACACAACGGACGCUACCCUGGUUGGAGGCAAGUUUGAAGGGUUUAUGAAGUUUGCGGGAGCGCUGAGGUUCGGUAACUACCACGGGAGAGAAGAAUUUGCUAUUUUCAGCGGGCACUGUGACAGAAACCUCACCAAGUGGGGGUGCGAGCAGUGCGACUCCACCAGCAACAUCUUCAUGGCUAAAACUCAGCCUGUAUUAGAGAUAGGAGGCUGGAGCGAAGAGUUACUGAUAGCAGAACAUGCAGAUUUCUUCGUAAAAAUGAAAGCCGUGGGAAAUAAAAUAGUGUACUGUGACGAUAUAGAGGUUAUAAAUCAACAGGAGACUCCGGAGGAACGAUCCAAAAAUUAUCAAAAACUCAGGUACGAUAUGGGGAGAAAGAACAGGAUGUUCCGAUUAAUGAACGCUCGUUACAACGUUAACGGGCUGUUCUGGUGUUCAAAGUACGAAGUUGUAGAAGAAACUCAAGAACUUAAGUGUCUGGAAACAAAACACAAGAUUGGAUACUGCUAGGCUUUUUGACCAGAUACCAAAAGCCUGCCCACAUUUAUAUAUCACAAAUUGAGAGAUCAUUUUUGUGGGGCAGAAAACCGAUAUUAUCAUCAAUAUUAUCACCACUAUAGUCCGACUUUUGACUUCGAAUCUGGAAUCCCAAACUUUUUUACAAAUUGUAAUUAUUUCGUUAAUAUUAAUAACUUUCAGAUAAUAA
Molecule: messenger RNA, 1901 nt
Organism: Bolinopsis microptera
Lineage: Eukaryota; Metazoa; Ctenophora; Tentaculata; Lobata; Bolinopsidae
Exons: 13
Coding region: 68-1705 (545 amino acids)
Source: RefSeq, a predicted model, not a curated record